This is a messenger RNA of Orbicella faveolata, 577 nucleotides long. RefSeq names its product histone H3. Gene Ontology annotation, molecular function: structural constituent of chromatin; DNA binding; protein heterodimerization activity. Gene Ontology annotation, cellular component: nucleosome. Lineage: Eukaryota; Metazoa; Cnidaria; Anthozoa; Scleractinia; Merulinidae. The record is from RefSeq and is a predicted model, not a curated record.
ACCAAUCACCUUUGAGAAAAAUAAACCAAUCAUGAAUGUAGGCGCGAACUUAUAAAUCGCCGGUAGCAUUACUUUCAUCAUUUUCCAUCUCUUUUCCUAAGGUGUAGACUUAAGGUUUGUUAUCGAUGGCUCGUACCAAGCAAACAGCGCGUAAAUCUACUGGAGGUAAAGCACCUCGCAAACAGCUUGCAACCAAGGCUGCAAGGAAGAGUGCCCCAGCAACCGGUGGCGUGAAAAAACCGCAUCGUUACAGGCCCGGAACUGUCGCUCUUCGUGAAAUUCGUCGGUACCAGAAGUCCACAGAGCUGCUGAUUCGCAAGUUGCCUUUCCAGCGUCUUGUGCGCGAGAUUGCUCAAGAUUUCAAGACGGACCUUCGCUUUCAGAGUUCAGCAGUGAUGGCCCUUCAGGAGGCUAGCGAAGCGUACCUUGUUGGUCUUUUUGAAGACACCAACUUGUGCGCCAUCCACGCCAAGCGUGUCACCAUCAUGCCGAAAGACAUUCAGCUCGCCCGCCGAAUUCGCGGAGAACGCGCGUAAACCGACGCGUCAAGAAAACAAAAACGGCUCUUUUAAGAGCC